This is a messenger RNA of Nerophis lumbriciformis (worm pipefish), 3018 nucleotides long. The record is from RefSeq and is a predicted model, not a curated record. NCBI's taxonomy places the organism in Eukaryota, Metazoa, Chordata, Actinopteri, Syngnathiformes, Syngnathidae.
AUGGCUGAGUCCAAGCCUGCGUGGGGCUUCCCACGUCUGCGCCGCGCUGCGACGUCAUUUCCCGGCAACCUCCACUUGGUGUUGGUUCUCCAUCCCUCCACCUUGCAAAGCUCCGCCCCCAGCCCAUCCUCAAGCACCGACCUGGGCUUCCGCUUCAGCCACGAUGACUUCCUGUUCAAGAUGCCGGUUGUGAUGCUCCGGUCGGUGGGCGACCUGCUCCGCUACAUUGAUGAAAGCCGCCUGACGUCAGACAUACGCGGCACCGCCGCUGAUCAGUCUCGCGGUGACUGGAUUGUCCUGCGCUCGGCCAUCGAGACAUUCGCCGUGACGGUGAAGGAAGCGGCACACCUCCUGCAAGGCUUCGGCUCUGAGCUGUCCGACAGUGAGCUUCCUGACAAGGCAGACGCCGUCGACUUCCUGCUUCGCUCGCAUACUCAGCGAUAUCGACACAUGAAGGAGGACAUUGUCGGUGUGCUGAAGGAAGGUCGUCAUCUUCUGGACAACCUGGAGACACUCCAGGCAUCCAAGAAGGAUAACGAAGAAGACGUCCGGUCGGACUUGGCCACAGUUCAAAGGCUCCUUGCUCAGCUGCGUGACAUGGAGGAGGCUUUUGAUGGCUUCUUUGAGAAGCACCACCUGAAGAUGCAACAGUACCACCAGCUCCUACUCUAUGAGAGCAACUUCCAGCAGAUGGAGGAGGAAUUGGAGAAGAUGGCCGCUGAGGAGAAGGCCAUCCCGGCCGUGGGGAGCACGCUGAUGCAGACGGAACAACUCAUCAAAGAUCUUCACACACUGGAGCAACGUGCAGAGGAGGUGAUGUCCCGCGCUCAGGUUCUAAUGUUGCAGGGCCACCAGCUGGCUGCCUGCCAUCAUUACGCUCUGGCGCUCAUCAUGCAGCGCUGCAAUGAGUUGCGUCAUCACUGUGAUGUCAUUAGUGGGGGACUACGCGCCAAACACGCCACGUUGGCGCGAGCAAGAGACCUACUCUUUCGACUUGAUCGUGCUUUGCGCUGGUGCGACGAAGGUGCGUACCUACUGGCCAGUCAGAUGGUUGACCGCUUCCAGAGUCGAGAAGGUGCUCAGGAGGCCUUGCAGUACCUGAGCUGUCACCAAGAGAGGGCGCCAGACAUGCUAGACAACAAACAGGAUGUCCUCAGUCUGGAGUUUGAGGCGAUUCUCACGCCCCAGUUGCAGGGUCAGAUCGCCAUGGUGACGGAGAAGCUGGCAUCCAUGAGGGCCAUGAUUCGCAACAGGGAGCAGUGUCUUCGCAAGAUGGUCGAUGUGCGGGUCAGACCCAUCCAGCCAGUUGCACCGAGGCCUGAAGCGGAACCGGCGGAAACCGCCGAAGCUACCACACAGCACGGAGCCAAGACGCCCCUCUUCUCACCCAAACAUGGUGUGGACUUCAACCUUCUCAACUCCAGGUUCUCCUUUGACCUUCUUCCUGGAAAGAGAACCUCUAGAAGGACAGGCAGCCAACGAAAGAUUGAAGUGAUGCACGACUACCAAGGAAACCGAAGCUCUCUGUAUGGCUCUGCCCCCGAGAGCGAUUCGGAGGUGGAGGAAGGGGCUGAGCAAGUGACAAGUCGCAUCAUGAAGGAGCUCCUUUCCACCGAGAAGAUUUACGUGGAGCAGCUGCUCGCCGUCCUUCUGGGCUACAGAGCAGAGAUGGAAGACCCGUCGGCGAGCGAUCUCCUACCGCCGCUUCUGCAAAGUCACAAGGACGUUCUAUUUGGAAAUAUGCCACAAAUCUACCAGUUUCACAGCAGAACUUUCCUGCGGGACCUCCAGAGCUGUCUGGACGCUCCGGAGCGCGUCGGCCAGUGUUUUUUGCAGAGGAAGGAGAAGUUCCAGAUGUACGAGCAGUACUGCCAGAAUAAACCUCGCUCGGAGUCGUUAUGGCGACAGUGCUCGGAUUCCGCCUUCUUUCAGGAGUGCCAGAGGAAGCUGGAGCACAAGCUGUCUUUGGACUCGUACCUCCUGAAACCCAUCCAGCGUCUCACCAAGUACCAGUUGAUCCUCAAGGAGCUUCUGAAACACUGCACGGAGCCACACUACCGCACGCAGCUGCAGGAGGCUCUGGACUGCAUGCUGGACCUGCUUAAGUCCGUCAACGACUCCAUGCACCAGACCGCCAUUGUCGGGUACCAGGGCGAGUUGGGCCUGCUGGGCCGAGUGCUUCUGCAGGGCAGCUUCAGCGUCUGGAUCAGCCACAAGAGGGGGGCGGCGCGCAUGAGAGAGUUGGCACGCUUUAAACCCGCCCAGCGCCACGUCUUCCUCUACGAAAGGGCGCUGGUCUGCUGUAAGCGCCGCGACGACCACCGGCGCCUGCCCGUCUACAGUUUUAAGUCCUGCCUCAGGAUGAACUCCGUAAGCUUGACAGAAAACGUCAAAGGAGACGCCAAGAAGUUUGAACUCUACCACAAAGGAACGCAAGAAGUCUAUAUCCUACAGGCUACCAGCAUGCAGGUCAAGGUCACCUGGCUCACUGAGAUCCAGAAGAUCAUCACUCAACUGCACCAAGGUAGCAACUCUCCGCCCCCUUGUUGUAUCACUGCCUCAUGCAUUGUCAUUAGCGCAUCUGAGGCGUCCGAGCGGCGGGAAGGCUGCACGGGGUGUCUUCCCGUCACCCGCAGCUCCUCCGCCUCCAGUGCCGCCCACCACACCAGAUGGGAGGAGUCAUUCAACACCAGCCCCGCCCACUCGGACCCCGCGGUGCACUCGGUGGCCACCUGCGACAGCUUGGAAGACUGGGCGGCCACGGACGGUUCCGACAUGUCCGAUUCCGACGACGAUGAGGAGGAAGACGAGCCAGCGCCGCUAGUGGCGGGUCGCUACAGAGUCCAGGUAGCUAGCAGCGUAGCGAGCGCUGAUGACAUCAUUUUCACGUGCGGCGACAUCAUCCGGCUGCUGCGCCGUGAUGAGGACGGAAUAUGGUUGGUGAGGAAUGUCAGCCGUGACGAAGAGGGCCGUGUCCCAUCGGAGGACCUGCACAGGAUUUUGGGAGAGACGUGCUGA